Messenger RNA from Anopheles stephensi (Asian malaria mosquito), 11565 nucleotides. RefSeq lists its product as uncharacterized. Lineage: Eukaryota; Metazoa; Arthropoda; Insecta; Diptera; Culicidae. The record is from RefSeq and is a predicted model, not a curated record. The transcript has 4 exons. The coding region runs from base 905 to 10801 and encodes 3298 amino acids. Gene Ontology annotation, molecular function: DNA-binding transcription factor activity, RNA polymerase II-specific; RNA polymerase II cis-regulatory region sequence-specific DNA binding. Gene Ontology annotation, biological process: regulation of transcription by RNA polymerase II. Gene Ontology annotation, cellular component: nucleus.
CUCGUGUUAGAUGCUUGAUUUUAAGAUGUAUGUCGCUACAUUCUGCUUUUCUCUGGCUCUAAACAAAUGGACAAAUGCUCCGCGCAACAAAAUAUGGUCUUUAGACAAUGAUGGGGCAUAAAUGAUACCCCAAAACUGGAAUUAUACGCCACAAAUCGACGUACAAAACAUGAAUCCAGCUCCGCCGGAUGCGAAGAACCAAAUCCUGGACCCGGAGAGAGAGCGAGCGAGAGAGCAAAGAACAAGAACGCUUCACUGACCGAAAAAUUAGGAGAGCGAAUGCGUCAAAGCGAGAGAGGAACGAUGAUGGAAGAAAAAUAAUACGGUCGCCAUUACGUUUUCGCUUGCUUGAUAAACGUGUUGUUAGGAAAAACCGAAAAAGCACCUAGAAAAAGGUGCGACAAGCGACCGAAACUAUCACCAAACGGUAGCUAUCAUUACGCACUACAAGAAAAUAGUGAAUGAUAAGUGAAAACAUUUCUCUCUUCGGACAGUGCUACGUACCGUGCUAGUGUAGUGAAAAUAGUGAUAACCCAUUAUUCGGCUUUAGCAACAUAUUAUUCAAGCUGUUUCGUGUGACCCGCGUGUGGAUGGCAGCAUCGACCAGUUCGUAAAUGCACAAAGUUUUCUUUCGGAAGCGUUGUUCCAGUCGCUAUUGCUGUUGUGUGUUACCGUGCACAACAACUACGAAGGCUGCUCUUCUAGUGCCGGUGCUGCUUUGUUUACGUACGCGCUAGGGAGCGAAAGGAUACACACGACCGAUGAAUCGUCCCUAGCGACCAAGGCAACAUACAAACAAUAUUUGUACCGGUGAAAUCAACCAGCUAAAACCCGCUUGUACAUGUGUGCGGAUACAAGCAACAAACAUAAGUUAAAACUAUUAUUCCUCAGUGAGGUCUAAAUUAUGGACAAUGAGAAUGGAUGCGAAGCUAUUACUUCAACUGAAAAACUCGCAACACAGGAAAAUAGCACACAACCCGAUUGCAUCACAAGCCCGAUGGUCGACAGCCAAAUUCCUCUAUCAACCGCAAUCGAUACAGAAGAAAUCGCAGAAGCAAUGGAAGAAGAUAAGAAAUCGUUUACACUGCGUCCGGGGGAAUAUCCAGAAGAAUGUGCCGCCAGCGACAACACGCCAUCGACGACGACGACGGUUCCAUCGAGCUCAGAAGCAAUUGCCAGUCCCGAACCGGAGAAGGCUCACGAAGAAUGUGAAUCGAAUAUCGCAGACGCGACAGAAGAUGAGUGGACGCAUAAUAAAGCACCGAAACAAUUGGAAUCUCCUGCAGAACAAACAGGUGAUGAUGAUGUGCAGCAGGAAGGCGAAAGUCCUGCCCUCAACGGAGUUGGGAAUGAGAAAUGUGUGGAACCGGACGACGAAAUGGGAGUGGAUCAAUUGCCAGCCCGACACUGUGAUGAACACCAGGAGGAGGGACAAUUCGUGCAAAGCGUUUCACAGAACGCAGAGGAGUUGUUGUCGGAUGCACCCGGGAAGCCAUCCUGCACUGAAACUGAAUCUUGUUUCAAGGAGGUCGACGAAGAGGUUUCCGGAGCGAUAAGCCCCAUUAAAGAAACUGAAGGGGAAGGUGCGGAUGCUGGUGAUUCUUCUGACUCGUUGCAUGUACGAGAACGAUCGCCGCAAAGUUGUACGAUAGAAGAGAAACAGCACGACAGCGAUAUACCGGAUAAAGUGGCUGCAGCAGAUGUACAUAGUGACAGGAAAGAUUUGUAUUUAAAUCCAGAAACCUCAUCAUUAGCAAACUUUACUCAAGCAACGAAAAAUAGUCAAGAAAACAAGGAAGCUGUAAAUAUGAAUUUGGUGACAACGUCUGAAGCUUUUGAAGCGCACGACAAAACUACCAUAGGCGUAAAAAGGGUAGAAACUAACGCAGCAACGUCAAUCGAUACAGCAGAAUCGGAGCCUACUAUUAUUACAAAAUCGCUUUCCGAUCCAGAAUGUAUGCGUAGUGAUCCAAUGGCACAGGACUUAGCGCCCAGCAAUGACGUAGUGACGGUUGCUAGUAGUGAUUGCGGUAACCAUAACAGCAUCACUCCUGGGAACACAGAACCAGUAGAUGAGUUGCCCUUACAUGGUGACAUGGCGGAAAGGAGCAGGUCAGUGUCGCCCUUGGAGGAUAGCAGCGUGCAGCGCAGCAAUCAUCCGUUGACCGAUCGGCGAAGUUCGUGUAGCAAAGAUGUGAAUAUUUUAACUAGAGAACGCGUAAGAAAUUAUACAGAUGUGCAUGAUACACUUACGAAUGGCGGAAGCUCAACAACUUUGAACGUAGCGAAUAAGAACGACUUUCAUUUCGGCGAAGCAAUGGAAAAGGAAGCAGCAAUUCUCCAAGAAUUUGUUGGGCAUACUACAGCAAAAGAAAAGAUGGCACAGCAGCUGAUCGUUACCAGUAAUUCGUUAAAACGACGUGCAUCUGAAACUCCAUUGGAAGAGGAAGUGGAACAAAGGAGGAGGCGUAUGUCCACUGAUGAUAUCCAGUCCAAGCAGAUGAAAAUGAAUGCAGAUGGAUCUUCGCUGCCACCUUCCGAUUCUGCUAGUAGAAACGAUAGUUUAGGCGUCAGCGUUGAGAACGCCUCUAGCGAACGGAACGAUGUAACAGAACUACAGAUAAGUCACUGCGAGCAUCGUGGUCGCAUGGAAACCGCAGAUAGUGAUGGAGCGGGUUUCGAGCGCCCCGAACAGGAAAAUGAAAAAUGUCAAAAGUCAGAAUCGCGCGUCCUAAGUGAAAAGCAAGAGGACGAGGAAAACAACCUUAACAGUUCAAUCGAUUUCAGCAAAUCUUCACUUUCCAUUGAGUCAUCCGUUGAUCAGGAAAUGGGACGACCAUUGACUCCACGCGUUCCAAUAGAACUGGAAGCAAUGCGGGAGGAAUGUACCGAUAAUAAGCCCGUUCCAUACACCGAAGAUAAUACGGAAAAUCAUCUUGAAGCAGCGGAUGGCAAUAGUAGUAGCAACAGUAACAGCUCCAGCUCAUCAGACAGCUCCUCGUCAUCCUCUUCGUCUUCGUCUUCUUCGUCCGAAAGUGAUAGUUCAGAUGAUGAAGCAGAAGGUGGUGAGGAAAGAGUUUUGCCUGCUAUUCAGCCAGUUCCGGUACCGGUGGGAUUGCUGGAAACGGAAGCUACCGAAAGAGUGGACGGUGGUCUCGUUCCGGAAUCAAUGCGUGAGCAAGCCCCAACUUCCGAACACGACUCUUCAGAGGAAAGCUCUAGAGAUAGCACAGCGAUGGAAGUGGACGAGUCGGCGGAGUCGGAUGACGAACGGCCGAGCAAUAAUAGGGAGGAUGAAGCAAAAAUUACCCGCAGCGAGGGUCUGAAGCUGUCCAUAUCCUUGAAACGUUCAUCCACUGUGGCAACACCAAACCGGGGUGAGGAUACGCCGAAAACAGCAACAUCGUCGUUGACCGCAUCAAUUCCCCCACCUCUGCAACCGGUCGACUUCAGCAAUAUUCUCAAAAAGGGUCUGCUGUUGAACGAAAGUAAGGAACUGAUCAAGAUCGAUUACAAUCAGGUACCGGCGAUGAAUUACUCGCAGCAAGUUGCUUCUCCCAGUGAGCCGGCGGUAACAAGACCAUCGCUGGAUCGGGUUUCAGUGCAGCAACAAUACCGGCCGCCUUGGAGCAUCGAUGGCAGCAUGAUGGCGGGAGAAAAUAUCUUAAAAAACACCUUGAUUUCGAAACAUCUAAACAGUAUUGGGCAUGUCGGCAACUCGGUUCCGCUACUGGCUGCUCCAACGGUGGACGAAUCGUCAGACACGAUGGACGAAGAUAAUCGUUUGGUCAUAGCGGAAAAGCAGCGUCGCUAUCGAAAGAAGGGUAGUAAUAAUCACCCAUCGCUAACUCCCGCGAACCAGCAACACCCAAACUUCUAUCCAUCGCAACAACAAACGCAAUUACUGCAGGUUCAUCAGCAACAGUUCUAUCCUCAUAAUCCUGAUAUGAUGCUACACAACAAAGUACAUGGCGACCAGGGGAAAAGCUUGCCAAACAGCGGUGGCAUGACGGCAGAACAGAUGCACCAAUUCAAUAGUCUAGCGUUUAGUGGCUAUCCUACGCUUCCCGGUGGUGCAUCGUUCGCUUCCGCCCCAACGAACGAAGGAAUGAAACACCUGAUCGAAACAGCGCUUCAUCAGAUGAAGUCAAACAAAGCGAAACCCAACAAUGGAAAACGGACCAGCGUAGAACGGAAGAAGAGGACUCAACAAAAAGCUGGGGUUGCUAGCAGUGUUAUUGAACAUGCAUCCUCACCACACUCGAUCGUUUCGAAGCAUUUGGCUAGUAAGUCUAAAAAAAUAAUCGAAUCCCUUCACCACCAACUCCAACCAAAACUACCCACAACACAUCCCACUACAGAGCACCCGGUUGGCCUUCAAAGUCAUAUGAUGAUACCGCCAGCGUUGGCCAGCCUCCAGCAAGUUCCUGUGGUUCCACCACCACCACCACCACCAUCAGAAAAGAAGAAAGACAAGAAGAAGGUGUUCCUCUGUUCGCCCUGUGGAACACACUACGAGAAUUGGAAUUUGUUCGUGCACAUGCGGGAGGUACAUCGCAAGCACAUUUGUCUGUACUGCUUGGGCAUCUUUCCAUCGGCUGAACGGUUGGUGAACCAUCUCGGAACGAAGCACGGCGUGAUGAAAAAGCAUCACGGCAGUUUGGAGGAAUAUGCAACUGCCUCGGACCACCAAGCGCAACAGCAACCCUUUUAUCUCAUGUGCUCCCGGUGUGAGCACAUGUUUGAAAGCACCACCAACAACUUGCUAGAAAAGGAGGAACAAAUCCGUGCGCACGACUGUGCAAACUAUCUGGAAACGUGCAGCAAUUGUGGGCAGUUGAAACAGCCCAAACAUCGGUGUGACGGGGCAGCGAACGGUACGAUACCGAGUGGCAAAAAGAAACCAUCCAAAAAGACCGCUAUCACCGGUUCGAUCGUCCAAUCGUCGAGGUACGAUUUACCACAACAAGCGUCGUUCGAUGGUUUUGACGCGAUUAGAACGAAUGGGAAUGUCAGCCACCAGGGAACCGUAGGCACACCGCCGAAAGAACCCGCCGUGUCAAAGGCAACCAGUAAGUCUUCAAGUAGGAAAAAACCACUCAACGCUGCAACACCGCAACUUCUGCACAGUUCCUUGCAGCAGGAGCAACAUCAGCCACAGCUUGGUGCUGGUAGUUCUAUACUUCAAUCGCAAUUGCUGAGGGAUGUAAAAUCUGUGCUAGAGCAGCAGACUCCAAGCUACCCUCCAGUAAGCAAUUCCGAGCUCGCAUCCCAACAUCAACCUCUCAUGAAUGGUGAUUUUUCGCAUCCGACGGAGUAUAUGGCACCACCGAUCCAUUCUUCAACUCCUGUAUCGUACGAAUCGGGUACGACUGUCGUCAGCACGCCAUUGCCAACUGUGACCCAUCAGGAAAUGGAUGAACUGCCACCGCCAGCCGCCGCCACUCCUCUAGUGCCAAAAUUGAAGGUGAAAAUACCGAUCCAGUAUCUCACGCCGAUGGAAAGUGAAGAAUCUUCCGCAUCUGAAAGUGAGGAGGACGAGGAGGAGGAAGCGGAAGAAGAAGAGGAGGAGGAGGAAGAGGAGGAAGAGGAAGCGGAGGGUGGCGACGUGGACCAUGAUGAGGUGAAUGAAGAAUCGGAAAACGUGGACCAGAAUGCGCAAAUAAAAGAAACGGAAGAGGACAACAAAGAACGCGAAGCAGUUACAGAGGGACAUGAAAUUGCUGAAAGUGGCGCGGUUCUACAGCCUAAAACAACAAGUGAGAAGCAUCUCGAAGAGGAAAUGCAACCAUCUGAUGAAGUGAAAAACGGCAGCCAACAUGAAAUCGAGCAGACCGACGGACUGCAAGGAAGUGCAGCUAUGGCAGAAGACACCGCUAUGCAGGAACCCGUUCCGAUGGAUAUCGAUGAAAGUCUUCAGAUAGAACGAAGGCGAGACGUUCCAGCAAGCAUACCGGUUGAUGCAAAGUCUCCACACGGAACGGCAGUUCCUGCUAUAGAAGAAGCAUCGUCAAGCAUAGUAGCGGCACCGGCUGAUGAAAAAGCCACACCGAACGAACAGGAGGAAAUGCCGAAUAGUUUGUCUACUUCUGCGGAACUUGAAAAAGCGAAUGAAGACGUGUUGGAAAAAGCGGACCUGAGCGGUGCUGAUUUCACUCACAGUUCGCCAAAAAGGGAGACCGAUGCUGCUAGUACGGACUGCGGUGAUGAUGGAACUGCAGAACCGGCGGCCACUACAACAGAGCCAUUAUCGAUGGCAGGUGAUGAAGUUAUAACAUCAGCCAGUAAUUGUAGUCAUACGCAACCGAACGACGUCUGUACGGCAAAGGAUCAAAUGGUAAUUGCCGACAGUGACGCUCAACUGUUCACGCUUGCGCUUGACGAACCGCUAGAUCGCAUUUCGAUUCGGGACUUUAUAAGAAUAUGUUUGCGCGAGACGGUUCCAUAUUGUCUGUACUGUAACCACGCCCGCCGCAUUGCCGUUAACGGACGUCAGCUGGUUCUCCACAUCAUCGCAAUGCACCGCUUCCAGGCUACUGUGAACAGCAUCACCGGCGAGGAGCUUUUGCCCGAAACGAUUCUACACCGCUUUCUCAACGCACUGGACGAGCUCGAGACGGAACGGGCGUACCUGAACAUGGAAACGUUCGACAAUUCCUGGGCGAUGGAGCAACGAGCGGCGGUACCGUUCGCGAAGGUGUUUGAGUGUUUCCAGUGUCGCUUCGUGACGGUGGUGCACAAGGAGCUGUAUCUGCACAAUCGCAAAAUGCACCAAAAGUCGGUACUGCUCUGUCUGAUGUGUAAAGGCAAUUUCUUCAGCUACAGCGAACUGCUCUGUCACAUGUGCCCGGGAGUGGCCAACCACACGACCGCGCUGGAUUACACCUUUCGAUGCUGCGUGUGCAACGUGGACGAGAUUCCGUCCGCCUUUCGGCUGAUGGUGCAUCUGCGCAAACGGCACUUCGCUUGUGACGUGUGCCUGGAGGAGUGUGUAGAUCAAGCCCGGCUCUCGAACCAUGUGUGGAAGCACAAGCUGCACCAUCUCUGCUACCGGUGUGGCAUCGGCUAUCGCAACAAGGCGGACAUACUGAAGCAUCUGUUCUGGAAGCACGGCACGGAGGGGGUGCUUUGCAAGCGGUGUCUGCAAAAGAAAUGGCCCCACGUGUAUCACUUCUGUGUUCCGCCGGCACAGUUCACGUGCGAGGUGUGUCCGGCAACGUUUAAUCGAUCGGUAGCGCUGAAGGUGCACCGGCGCCUGCACAGUGGCGAUGCGAAGUAUCCCUGUACGGAGGAUGGCUGUGAAAAGCGGUUCAUUUCGAAGAAACUUCUGCUAAAGCACGUUCAUCGGCACGAUGUGGAAAAGGCUGCGGUGGAAAAGAUGCACACUAACGCGUACAUGGAAGAGGGCCAUCUUUCGGGCGCUGAUGAUGGUGCGCAAGAUGCAAAGAUAGAGGAUGCGCAAUUAGCGCCCGAAUUGGAAGGAGCUUCCAACACGUCCACCUUGAAGACCGAGCCACCAGCUCCGUGCGGUGAUGAUGUGGCAGAGCUGGCCGCCACGAGCUCUACCGAUGGAAAAUGCGAUGAAGAAGCAAAUGAUCGACCUGAGCAAGAAGUGGCUGAGAAAGAUUCAAUUAAAAAGGAGGAAAUGGACGAACUGCCUGAAGCCGGAAAGGCAAAUGCUACAGAAGACAACAAAGAGCAUUUGGCGGGAGAUUUAACUGGAAAGGAGUCAGCAAAAGAUCAUGCAACCGAUGAAACAGCAGCAGCAGCAGCAGCCGCUGCAGCUACGACUGAGACGAGGGAUAUGUCAACGCCGGUGAAGAAAUCGAAGAAAAAGCGAAAGGCAAAGGACGACGAUAAGUCGGUAGUAGAUCUAAUGAACUUGCCCGCUCUGAACCUUUCCGAGAGUGACAGUAGUGAUGAUUCCGAUAAUGAAAACUCUAACGCAAGCUUCAACUCCAGACGCUGGAUGGAUGUCGCUGAAACGACGGAAGCAGGAGACCCACAGGAUGAUCCGAUGGAAUCGUCGCAAUCAUCAAAGAUGGUCGGCGGCGGUACAAGUGUUAUGUCUGGGGCAGAGCUGGACGUUGCUGAUAGCGAAAAGCCAACGAACGUUGUUGCUUCACGGUUAGAGCACGGAGAAGCAGCAAAUAUCGAUGAAGUAACGGAAGCAAAUGAAAAAUCGAAUCAAGAUCUGACGGCUUCUUCGUUGGAUCCGAUUGCAAAUAUUUGGAACAAUUUCAAGCGUUAUCAGGCGAACCAUCGGACCGCUAGUCGAAGGCAGUCCGCGGACGACGAGCAGCGACUUGAAGAUGAAUUGGUUGAGCGUAUGUUGAAAAGCACGAUUCUCCAUGUAUCUCAGUCCGAUCACGAUUACUGCAUGAUGUUUAAGCCGAUUUCGUUAGAGUCCGAGUUGGAGGCCGAACUGCUGCUCACCAAACCCCCGCAAGAGUCGCUCUUGUUGAAGGGAGGAAGUAGAGCAUUGGAAGAAAUUGCGGGAGGAGAGCCUCGCCGCUCACCCGAAACUACAGUUCCCCAAGGCUCCAAGGGGAAGCGCGAGGAGAAUCAAUCAUCGGAUAGUGAAGACAGUAGCGAUUCCGACUCGAGUUGCGAAUGUGGUUCCAACUGUAGUUGCAGUUCGAGUUCGAGUAACAGUUCCAGCUCCAGUUCGGAUGAUUCCGACAGCUCGGACAAUGAGGACGCAAGAAAAGGCAAAAAGAAGGCAACGAGUUCUACUCCAACCAAGAAGGAAGAAGAUACCAGCACCACCAUUCCUGGAGCUACAGCUGCCGAAGUUCUACCCCAAACUACCGAGGAACAGGAAGCUAUGCAAGAACAAGAACUGCUGCCACCACCAGAGCCGGUUGAUCCGGACAGUGUAAUUGUGGAUUCGGACCUACACACAGACGAGUCGGAAACGGACGAAGAAUUCUAUGACGAACAUCCACAGAAGCUGGCCAACCAGCUGCUGGCAGAAAAGCGCCGCCAACUGCUGGCCCAGACGGGUGCAUCGAGUGUCAUGAUGAACUACGGUAUGGUAGAAAACAGCCGACCGUCGACACCCUCGCUUCCACCGGAGGAAAUGGCACAGGGUAAGAAGAAGGUGAAGCCGAAGAAACGCAAGCGAGAACGAAAGUCCUCCAAACGCUUCAUGUCGCCGGCUAUGCUAGGUGCGCAGGCUGAACAGUCGGUGCCGGUCACCGCCGCUACAGUUGCACCGGCGAUGGAUGUUGUUGCAUCGUACAUACCGCAACCGACUGCUUACCAAUGGCCUGCAGGCGGUGAUCAGCCACAGAUGCAGGCAUGCAACUUUACGCCUAACGUUUUCACCGAUACAUGUUCCACGACGGCCGUCCCUGCUCCAGCGGUAGCCGCGGUUCAACAGUAUCUGCAUCAACAGCAGCAGCAGCUGGUGCCGCACGGUAUGGCACCGCUAGAGUCGCCGGUCGUGCUUCCGUCGAUUCCAGCACAAUCCAUACUGCCAACACUGGCCGCUGAAGAGGUGGGAAAAAUCGGUGCCCCGCGUCUUAGCACGGGCAACAGUUCGGAAUCGGACGCGCCGCUGAAGCGUUCACAACGUAGCAGAAAGCCGAAUAAAUUCUACGGAUACACCAGCGACGAUGAAAGUGCGGGCACUUCGCUACCUCUUCCGUCCGGCAUAACGCUAUCGACGAACCCGGAAAAAUCGAUCCUUUCGCUGAUGAAACCCACCCCACCGCCGAAUUUGGUAUGGAGCAAGGAAGAUCUGCCCUCGCCCCCGUCCAAGUCCAACAAGGCGACAGGGAGUGGCGCUGGUGGUAGCAGCAAGAUGUCCUCUUCCUCGUCAUCCGGCGUACGGCGCAGCGUGGAUCAUCUUACACCGGUAUCAUCGAGGCGAAGCUCAGGCAUUGGUAUUUCGCAGGAGGAGCUUGGCGCUGUACCGCUAGCUGCUGCACUGAUCGAACAGCAACCGAUCGUUUACCCUUUGCCACCAACAGCACCAACGCUGAUGGUGAGCACGCUGCUACCAGGGUCGGAUGCGGUGAGUACUCCAAUCGCGCAAAAUCAUCCGCCGCUACCGAAACUGAAGCUUUCGCUAGGCAAAAAGUCGUCCAUCGCUAGCGUCACACCCAAAGGUGUUAAGCAAGCUGGUACUGCUAAUAGGCGCCGCAAACAAACACCCAAAACCCCGAAAGUGAGAACACCCAAAUCUGCACCCGCGAUCGGUCCGAAUGUGCAGGCGUCGAUGACGACGAGCCUGGGUUCGGGACCACUUUCGGCGCCUCCGGUACCGCCCGGCGUCGGCGCACUGUACCAGCUACCGGCCGUGGCUGAUUCACGACCAAAAAUUCCACCAAUCGGAUCGUUCCCCAGCAUACAGACGGACCUGUUCCGACCAAACCAGAUCCGCGUCCCGGCCGGGUGGCGUGCACCGAAGGAGGGUGAAUCCGUGUACUGUUACUGCCGUGCGCCGUACGACGAGGUGUCGGAGAUGAUAGCAUGCGAUGACGAUAAUUGUCGCAUCGAAUGGUUCCACUUCGAGUGUGUCGGCAUCAUAAUGCCACCGAAGGGCAAGUGGUACUGUCCGGACUGUAAGCUAAAGCAGGUUCAUUCGGGCGCAGCGAUAACACCAUCGGAUGCUGAAGGUGAACCACAGCCCGGUGGCCAAUAUGAUGCAACGAAACAUGCACUCUUUGCUGCAGCAGCCGGUGACGAUGGCCGGGGAAUGUCUUCCUUAGCGGUGGCGGCUUCAACGAAUGGAGGUGGGCCCAGCAUAGCACAACCGUCAUCCGCCUAUAGUCAUUGGGGUCAACAGCCAUAGUUCGAAGGACGGAAUCGGGGAUGAUGGGACGGGAUAGAAAUAAACACGCUUAUUAAGUAAACACCGAUGGCUAGGCAAGCGUAUGUCGCCGAUAGGAGUAGCGAGCCAGCAGCAUGAUGCGUUGCUUCGCUGUACGUUUCAAGGGAACGCUAGGCUUAGAUUAGGCUAAGAGCUGUACUGUACGGAUUUUUGUGGUAGGGCGGUUGGCUUAUGAUACACGUAAUGACGCUAGGUGUAGCAUUUUCGGCAAAAGAUCGCUACUCGCAACAGUAAAACGGGAAGCGUUGGAGCGUUUUUCGGUUUGGUGGGACAAUGGGUCACCUCUCCCAAUAACCAGUAACCAUCAUCUUCUUCUCCUUGGGCACCCGUUUCAUGGUAGUGUGGUUUAACCCGGCACAGCAUUCAUCGUAGAUAUGUGUGCGUGCGUGCGUGUGUCUGUGUGUGUUUGUGUGGAUGUGAAGCGCGCGCGCGUUUGUGUGUGUGUGUGGUAUAGCAAUUCCUAGAAGAGUGAGAAGGUGAAAAUGGCGGUUACUUAUAUAGUGUGCACUAAACAGGGAAUACAAACACCGCCAUCAAACGAAUGGAGCGAUCGAAAUGUUAGAAGGGGGCUUCGUGCGGAGCGAUCCGGUCGUUGUUUCAACUCCCUUACAGCACUGAAGAGGUAGAAAAGGCGAUGGAUGCGAGGACGAGUCAAGGGUGAGACGAGUAUGUUUGAUCUCUGCGCACUGAUAUGUUGUAGUGAGGGAAUAAAUUUAUGAAGCCAA